Salmo salar (Atlantic salmon) is the source of this 7196-nucleotide messenger RNA. The record is from RefSeq and is a predicted model, not a curated record. NCBI's taxonomy places the organism in Eukaryota, Metazoa, Chordata, Actinopteri, Salmoniformes, Salmonidae.
AAUGUUACAUUGUAUCGUUGAGCAACAUACGUUAGAAUCUAUAUCAAUGUUCGUGACAUUCGAAUCCACCGAGUAAUAUUUUAAAUAUAUUUUUUAAAUACAUACAUAGGUUGCGUUAUAGUCUAUCAUAGUGCCAUUUAUGUAGUUGAUGUUAAACGUAGACUUUUGAAUAAACCUUUAAUUUAGCUUACCCAACGUUUUAACGUAUUUACGACUGAACUCAUGUUCAUGAUUUAAUGUUACAGUGUGCCCUUGAUCGACCCUCUUUCAAUGUAAUUUGAUGAAGUGAAGGAGCAGCGAUUUCGGAGAAUACGGACGAUAUAAGAUACAUGUAGCAAAACCAAAAAUUAAAUCGCUGCCCACGUCAGAGGAACUGCGGUACAUUAGCGGAAGAAUGCCAGCGGGUGUGUGUGGCUGCUGUGGACCCCUGAGGCCCAGGUACAAACGCCUGGUUGAUAACAUCUUCCCAGAGGACCCCAAAGAUGGCCUGUCUAAGUCAGACAUGGAGAAGCUCACCUUCUAUGCGGUUUCAGCCCCGGAGAAGUUGGACAGGAUUGGGGCCUACCUGGCGGAGCGACUGAGCCGAGAUGUGGUCCGCCACCGCUACGGGUACGUGGUCAUCGCCAUGGAGGCUCUGGACCAGCUCCUGAUGGCCUGUCACUCCCAGAGCAUCAAGCCCUUUGUGGAGAGCUUCCUCCACAUGGUGGCCAAGCUGCUGGAGUCCCGGGAGCCAGACCUGCAGGUCCUGGGGACCAACUCGUUUGUCAAGUUUGCCAACAUCGAGGAGGACACACCGUCCUACCACCGGCGCUACGACUUCUUUGUCUCCCAGUUCAGCGCCAUGUGCCACUCAACCCAUGAAGACCCUGAGACCAGAACCAGGAUCCGUGUGGCCGGUAUCAAAGGGCUGCAGGGCGUGGUGAGGAAGACGGUGAACGAUGAGCUUCAGGCCAUCAUCUGGGAGCCCCAGCACAUGGACAAACUCAUCCCCUCCAUGCUGUUCAACAUGCAGGAUGCCGAGGACCUAGACAGGGUGGGCCCACCCGGCACGCCUUCGGAGACCGGGCAGGAUGGUGAGGAAAACCCAGCGUCCCUGGCCGAGAGCUGCUUCAGAGAGCUGCUGGGAAGAGCCGCCUAUGGCAACAUGAACAACGCCGUCCGUCCUGUACUAGUUCAUCUAGACAACCACCGGCUGUGGGAACCCAACGAGUUUGCUGUUUCCUGUUUCCGGAUCAUCAUGUACUCCAUACAGGCCCAACACUCCCACCACGUCAUCCAGCAGGUCCUGGGCCACCUGGACACGCACAACAAGAACACACCCCGCAUGAGGGCCGGCAUCGUGCAGGUCCUCCUCGAGACGGUCGCCAUAGCAGCCAAAGGCUCCGUCGGCCCUACGGUACUGGAGGUGUUCAACACCCUGCUCAAGCACCUGCGGAUGAGUGUGGACUUUGAGCUGGGUGAGAACUCCAGGCGGAACUCCGGCGCCAGCGUGUCCUCGUCCGGACGGGUCAAGGAGAGCGAGGAGCGCAUCGUCCAGAACGCCAUCAUCCAGACAAUCGGGUUCUUUGGUGGCAACCUGCCAGACUACCAGCGUGCGGAGGUGAUGAUGUUCAUCAUGGGCAAGGUGCCCGUGUAUGGCACCCCCUGCCACACCUUGGACACUGUGAAGAUUGGGCACCAGGGCACCAAGCGUAUCCAGGCCAUGCUGCUGAGCUCGCUCAUCAUGGUGACCUCUGGUUUCAAGUCCAAGACCAUGGUGGCAGCGCUGCCCGCACCCUUCCUGGACCCACUCUUCUCCAUUUCACUCAUGGAGGACUGCGAGCUUCGCCAGUUGGUCCUUGAGAUCCUGCUCAACAUCAUCGAUCGCCACGACAACCGCGCCAAACUGCGGGGCAUCAGGAUCAUUCCUAAUGUGGCGGCCUUGAAGAUAAAGAGGGAGAAGAUAUCGAAACAAGACGUUGGGUUCAUGAAAAAGCAUGGGCAGCAGUUGUACCGUCACAUCUUCCUGGGCUGCAAGGAAGAGGACAACGGUCACAAGAACUUUGAGCUGCUCUUCACUACCCUGGCUGUGCUCACCAUUGAGCUGGCCAAUGAGGAGGUGGUGGUGGACCUCAUCAGGCUGGCUCUUGCCCUGCAGGAUAUGUCCUUGGCUAAUGAGGAGAACAUGCCCAUGGUCAUCCGCUGUGGCAUCAUGGCACUGGUGGCGGCCUACCUGAACUUUCUUAGUCAGAUGAUCGCCAACCCAGCCUUCUGUCAACACGUCAGCAAGGUGAUUGAGAUGAGGAACCUGGAGGCCCCUUACCUCCUCCCUGAGCACAUCUUCAGAGAGAAGUGUCCGCUUCCAAAUUGUCUUGAGAAGGAAGACCGGAGCCUGUAUUUCCAGACGGUUGACCUCGCGGAGUGCCUGGUCGGCCCAGGAUACAACGCUGAGCGUCUCUCAAUCCCCUACAUCCCUCAAGUGACAGAUGAAGACCGCCUCACCAGAAGAAAGAGUUUGGUUGACACCAUUUCUCUUCAAGUGGAUUUCCCUUCCGAUAGCCUACCAGACAAGUCUCCGCUGGCUGAGGAGAUCACCUUCGAGACUCUGAAAAAGGCCAUUGACACCACAGGGUUGGAGGAGCAGGAGAAGGAGAAGAGGCGCCAGGUCAUGGAGAAGUUCCAGAAGGCUCCGUUUGAGGAGAUUGCCGCCCACUGCGAGUCCAAGGCCAAUAUGUUACAUGACAGACUGGCGCAAAUCUUCGAGCUCACUAUCCGGCCCCCUCCCAGCCCCUCUGGAGUGGUGUCUAUCGCUGCGGGCCAUGCUCAACACCAGUCUGUCCCUGUCUACGAGAUGAAGUUCCCCGACCUGUGUGUCUACUAGAUCAAAGACCAGCCACUAACGCCUUGUAUCCUCAACCCUAACCCUGACCACUAACCAUACCCAGACCUGUGUGUCUACUGGAGCAAAGACAACCACAUAGCCCUUACCCUAACCACUAACACAGUGUACACUCAACCCUAACCCAUUUCCUAAUCCCUUCAGAUCUGCGUGUCUAUUAAAGCAAAAACAGUGGCAGGAUAGAACCACUAAAACCCUAUACCCUCAACCCUACCCCCUAAGUCUGCUCCUUAGCCCUAUACCAGAUAUGUCUGCUACAGCAGAGACUAGCUGCGGCACUGUACCACUAAGCCCUAAUACUGUGUUCCCUAUUUCUUAACACUGCACAUUGUUCCUGCCCCUCCUCAGACUAAUGUGUCUAUUACCAGAUGAGAUGGCUGUAUGACUGUAGUUUCCAGUCACACGCACACAGGCUACACACACGUGAACGUGUGCGCACACACACAUUCGUAUUUAUAGUCUAAUCAAUUAGCUGUGGUGUGUUGGCUUAUACACUUGGAAAGUGGAGAUGUUAUAGAAUAUCGAAAAGUGAACAUUACUGGAGGCACCUUGUCGUUUCGAAGAUACCAUCGCGCUUGCUAGCAAAGAGAUUUGUGGUGGCUAAUUAACAGUAAAUAAGUGAAUUGUUUUACCUCACAGUUAGCCAAGAGGCUUACCUAGCCAGCUAAAAUUGUUUACAGUUAGUUAGCAAUCGUUUCAAAACUAUUUUGCUAGCAACAGUAGUGCUGCCGUGUUAAUUAUAACUGUCUCACAAAAUGUGUCUCCAGUUGUUUACAUUUUACCAUUGUGACGCGCAUCCAUGCGUAUCCAUGCAUUUCUGUGCAUAUUAGAGAAAAGUAAUUUUAGCAGCCACCCUGAAAAAUUGCUUGUUUUAUUGGCUUUUGCAGGCAGAUAAGCCACAGUGCUGCAGAAAGCUAAUGCCUUGUUACUGAAAAGCCCUGUAGACAUGCUAAUUGGAAAUGUCUACAUUUUGAAAUGUCCCAAUUUAUUGAAAACCAAUUCAUAUAUGUCAAUCUGUCUGAAAGGACAAGGUGAAUUUCAGGUAGAACAUUGAGAGUCUUGGAAAUGUGGAGAUUCUAUUCUGGAAUAGACAUCUGGGUGGAUUGAGCAGGGUUCUUUAUUGCAGGUCCUUUAUGGCAGUGUUUCAGAAAUGUUGUGUAUGAGACCAGGCUAGUAACGUGCUAGUAACCCCCCCCCUGUUAUGUUAUGGUCUUGACUUUUGGUUCCUUCCAUAGGAAUUAAAGUUCACCACUGUUCAAAACCUACUGGAGUCAUGCCCUUCAGGACAUGUACUGAGGAAUGGUAUUGUGGACCAGCUAACGCUAAUAGAAAAGCAAGCAGUUGGUUACUAAAGGCACCAUGUCAUUUAGUUGAUAUAUUGAUAGUUUAGGAUGAUAUGGCAGCCAAGUGCAUUCACAUUUUUUGGUAUUAAUUGAAGUGUUCCGGCAGCUGUACUGAACACUCCCUUCACCUCCGCUUAUCAUUUUCAUAGCACUUUCACAAUAUGGUACAAAAACAUUUAGUUAUUUUUAUUACACCGUCUUGACAGGAUUCAUGUGAAGGCUGUUAAGUCGUCUUUUUCUUCUCAAUCCUCUCACCGAUGCUGAGCACAAUACAAAUAUUCUAACGCAAUGGACUUUGGAUAGUUGCAUCUAUUUUCUUGUAAGACAUUUUACAUGAACAGUUAGAGAUUUUUCAUUAUUGAUUAUCACAUUUCAAAUCUCUGUCAUUUCACUUUCCAGUAAUUUGAUGAACCUGCAAUUUGACAUGACGUGUUGGUUUGAUAUCACAAUGCAUCAAAUAAAUAUAGAUACAGUAUAUACAAUGUUAUGCUUAUUGCUAUAGGCCAGAUGUUUAUGUGCAGUAUAAUUGGUAUUGUUCACAUGGGUUUCAUAGCUUGCAGCUUCCUGUGGAUAUGUGUCUUGAUGAUUUGUCUUGAUUUAGUAUUGAUUGUUAUUUAGAGUAUAUGGGAAAAUAUAAUUGAGAGGGUUCACCAAUAUUGUUUUCCAACUUUCCUGGCAGGACAAGAUCUGUCAUAACUCUGUUGGCCAUCUAGAAUACCAAAACCCUUUCAUCUUUACCAAAGAAUCCAUUUGCCACGGCCCCCACCCGUCCCCUCCCUCCCUCUAACGUCUUAAUAAUGAUGUCACUCAACAUUUGGUUUCUGAGAGAACCAAAUAUCUGUCAGUGUGCUGUUUGGGGCUCGCCACUGGGCUGUUUAAUAACCCAGAUUGUUACCGUACUUUACUAUCGUUACAUCCUGGCUUGGUGCGGGUGUCUCUCCUAUUUCUAGUGCUAGGUAUGACGUAGACAUGCUGUGUAAAACGCUGCAUUAAUCAAGGAGAAAAGGUCCUCGAUUUGCGGUUGUUGAUUAUAACAGAUUAUUUUGGAAGGACCCAUCUAAGCAAAGGACCAUUCGGCGAAGUGGUGGGCAUAGUUCAGUCCUACAGAGGUUAGUGUCAGAGAUGGGGUCUACAGUCCUCCCAAACAAGACACUCUAAUAAUGAUUAUGGGGGCAUUUGAAAAGAGGCUUCAGCAAUAUGGGUGAUGUUGAGAUGGUUAAUUGCGUGGGCUCAAGUUGAAGAAUAGAGAGGCUAAAGUGAUGUUGGUUAUCAAAAGGUUCUCAGUGAUGGCAUCCUGUUGUGCCUUCUGUAACAGGAUACUGCAGAACGUUGCUGUGGGUGGUUUUGUAUGUUCAAGGUGGUUUCAUGUUAAGGUUUAAGUCUCGCUCAGCCAGGCUUUCAGUCUCAAGUAAACUGAGCCACUGAGAGACUUGAGUCCAGCUUGCGAGACUAGUGGAUCAAAAUUGGUUAGUAUAGUGAGGAAAGACGGCGGGCGGUACCGGUGUACGAUUGUAAAUGGGAAUCACUAAGGCUUCUGAUAGCAGGGUUGGGGGAAUCGCUAAGGUGAUUGGUGGACACUAGCUUCAUCCAUUUUAAUUGGCUGGUGGCGGAAAAUGACCUUUUGGGAAGUAGCCUCUUGGAUUAUAUAUAUAUAUAUUUUACGUGGUAGCUAACGUGGUACUUUAUGACUCAGACCUAAGCCACUUGUGAAACAGAUAAAUAACACAUUUAGCACAGAUGAUUGGCUCUCAAACAUAGAUUUUUCCAAUUGUUUUUCAAUCGCGACUGGGUUGUCGAGAUUGCUGCCUUAGCUAAGAAACUUUUGGGAAACUCACCCAAGAGCAGCAUAAGUCAAUAAUGUUCAUCCAUAUCCAUUGUAGAAAAUAACAUUUUAAUUUUGUCUGAGACCUUUUGCUCAUUUUGACCUAAUAUGUAGAAAUGCCCCUAUUGAUGCAUAUAAUCUGAAAUCAUAUCAGAAAUGUGUAAUCUCAUUCAUGGCGAAGUGCAAUAUGUUUUCCUCUGUAUGAUUAUAGGAUUGUUUUUCUUUUGCAACACGUAAUGUCUUAUCUUGAACUGUGGUGUCACUUCAGAUAGCAUAUAGUACUAUGAGUUUAUCGAGAGAUUCAUUAUGAAAUAUCAAGUGUGUAUGUAUAACCUAUGGGAUUUAAGACAUGAGGAAUGUAGACCAUACAGCAUCAUUGACUGAGAUUGAGUGCCAGUCUGUUUUUUGCUAUCAUUCCGAAUUCCCUGUCACUCAUUGGCUUGACAAUGACUCCAAUGGAGUAGACAAGAGCACAAACAGGUCUGGGACUAGGCUAUCAUUUACUUUCUUUAUGCUGAAUUUGUCAAUAGUCUACUAUGGUAUGUUUUUUUAUAGAUAUUCAUCGUACGAGUGGCAUGUUGCCUGAUAGAAAAUGGUUUGGGAGCUAUAGUUCUUCUGUUUAUUGUUCAAAAUCAGCACUCCUCAUAACUUAAAACGGUGCAAUGGGAGACCACUGUUUGGGCUAAACCAGCCUUUCUGAAGUCUGAUGUAUUCUUGGUGUUUUGAGACGACCCCAUGUGUGCUUGUUUUCCUUCCAACAUAUCUACGAAAUCUUUUCCGAAGGACAAAAUCCUGACAAAAGUUGGGUUAAUGCCAGAUACAAUUCAAUAUUCAAUAAGCAGCUCAAUUUAAGUAUUGUGUGGAUAAGGAGAUACGUUUGCAUGAAAACCAGCAACCACAGGGGGGUCUGAAGACCUGGUUUGACAAAGGCUUCGCUGUGGUGAAGCGGCUGCAGGGAUAUUGAGUCCAUUUUCUCUACUUAUUACAAUGACGAGAUGGAGAAUAGUGAUUAUAGACUGAAAUUAACAGUAUACCAAUUAAGAAUCAUUUGAGCGACUGGUCAGCAAUGGCUAUAAUUAAGCAUCAUUGUUAAAGCCCCAUGCAGUGUAUUUCAUUUAACAUCACUUUGUGUAAUAAAUAACUUUUUGUUGUU